Messenger RNA from Papaver somniferum (opium poppy), 2533 nucleotides. RefSeq lists its product as uncharacterized. Lineage: Eukaryota; Viridiplantae; Streptophyta; Magnoliopsida; Ranunculales; Papaveraceae. Bases 446 to 2533 code for a protein of 695 amino acids. The transcript has 6 exons. The record is from RefSeq and is a predicted model, not a curated record.
UUCUCUCAGCUGAACGUCCCGGCUUCCCCCCUCUCUCUUCUCUGUUUUCAGUUAUGUUAUGUUUAGAUGAAAUGAAAUGUUCACUAGAAAAAAAUCAGAAGAACUUUAGGUUCAUGUUAUUAAAAUUAAAACCACAACUGAUCCAUCUUCUUGAACAGAAAAAUCAAGCAAAAUAAAUGAAAACUGGAAUACGGGAAUUUAAUUUUAAAUCAGUGCGCCUAUGAAUGAACAUGUGAAUAACCAAUACAGUAAGCGGUGAGUGAUAGCUUCUGAAAACAAUGUCUUCUUCUUCUUCAUUUCUUGUUCUUGCAUUUGUUGUUUUUUCAGAACCAGAAGACCAGUCUAAUCCAUAGUGAAGGGUCUAUCAUGGCCAAGCUGAACUCACUAAGAUCUUUAAAAAAGAUAUUGGCCAAGCUGCAGGGUUGUGAUGGAUCGGUUUUGCUAGAUGGAUCUGCUAGUGGACCUAGUGAGAAGAAUGCACCACCAAAUCUCUCACUCAGAGCUCAAGCGUUUAAGAUCAUUAACGAUCUACGAAGUCGCAUCCACAAAGCCUGUGGCCAUGUCGUCUCUUGUGCUGAUAUCACUGCCUUGGCUGCUCGUGAUGCCGUCUUACUGUGCAAUUAUACCGUAUUGGGAUAUUAGUGUUCAUGUGGUGAAUUCUGAAAUGUGUCUAUCUUUCCCCAACAUAUGUAGAGACCUGAUUAAUCUGAAAAUGUUUGAGGAUAUGGUACAUACAAGAUUAUGGCUUGGUACUAGCCAAAAGGUUAAUCUGUAUUGGUGGGAUGAUGACCCAAAUGUGCCAGAAUACUUAGUGAUGGAUGAAGAUUUUGAUAGGUUUUGGAAUGAGGCUGUACCUAAUAAAAUGGGAGAUAUUGAACUUAAAGUGUUUGUAAUUUGUGUUGAAGAGGAGUAUGAUGCAGUUAAGAUGAAGCAGUCAGUAGUUACGCCAAAGAAGAAUUUGGGUGAAUAUUCAAUGGAGUCACCUAGGAGAUCACCUAGACUAGCAGCUAAAAUGGAAAAAUCAGUUCAACAAGUGGGUUAUGAACAAAUGGGUACUGCAAGAAAGCUUUCUUUUGUAGAUUUGCUGAAUAAGGUUGAAAGUGAUGGGUUAUCAUGUUUGAGUCAGGCUAGUAUUGGUGACAACAUGUGGAAUGUUGGGAGUAGCAGUCAGCCUUCACAAGUAAUUGAAGAUGAAGGAAGAGAAACAUUCAAUCAUGAUUAUUGGACAAUGCUUGUGAAAGACCAAACCUUGUUGCCUGAUGAUUACAAUGUGCAGUUAGAAAAUUUAGAUGUUGAUGAAUGUCACCCUGUGGAGGAAAUGGAGCCUCCAGUGUUGUUUGAUAGUGAUGAAGAUGAGAGGGAUUAUAGGGAGUUUGGAACUGUUUAUGAAGGUGAAGAUGAUGACAGUGAUGAAGAGGAGGUUAAUGAAAAACAUGGAGGUAAUGAUGCUCAAUCUAAUGAAGAGGAAGCUAAAGAAAAACAUGGAGGUAAUGAUGCUCAAUCUGAGUGGUUUCAAAACUUUGUAGAAGAACACAAAGUCCACUUUGAAAAGGAAGAAGAAGAACCACAGUUCCCUGAGGAUGAAGAGGUUGAACCAGUUGAUCCAAGUAUGAUGCUGUUUAGUACCAGAUUUGCUAAACAGGAAGACUUUAAAAGGAAUUUGAGGGCUUUAUGUGUCUUGAAUGAAACUCAGUUUUUGGUCAGAUCUAGUUGUUCCAGGAGAGUGAAGGUUAUAUGUAGAUUUCAUGAGGAAUAUAAAUGUCCUUGGUUUGUGUUUUGUUCAAGAAGGAAAAAAGGUGGUUACUGGUCAAUUACAAUUCUGGAAGAAAAACAUACAUGUGUUGGUGAUCCAACAGGGAGAAAUAAGUCUGCAAACAAUUAUUUUGUUUGUGACUGGGUAAAGGAUAGGCUUAAAACCACUGCUGGGAAAGUUAUUCCAAAGCCAGGACAAAUAAAAGAAGACUUUUUUACUCAAACCAACAUUGAUAUACCAUAUCAAACAGCAUGGAAGGCAAGAAAUUUAGUUAUAGAAUCACAGUAUGGGAACUAUGAAGAAAGUCUCAACAAUGUACCCACUUUCUGUAACAUGGUGACCAAAACAAAUGAUGGUUGUGUGGCUAUUUACACAUAUGCACAAGAUGAUGAUCAUUUUGAAAGCAUGACAAUCUGUUUUGCAGCAACACUUCAAGGAUCUAAAGAUGGAUGUAGACCGGUAAUUGGGUUGGAUGCUUGCCAUCUUACUGGAAAGCAUGGUGGUGUGCUAAUGGCUGCAACAACACUAGAUGCACAAAGUGGUUUAGUACCAUUAGGGAUUAUGGUUUGCAGGGCUGAGACCAUAGAGAAUUGGACCAUGUUUCUCCAACAUUUGGCUCCACAUAUCACUGAUCAUAAGUGUCCAAUUACAUUCAUAUCUGAUAGGCAGAAGGGAUUACAUGAAGUUGUGGCUGUAGUGUUUGGAAAAACUCCUCAUAGAUAUUGUUAUAGGCACUUAAUGGUAGGUUGGGAAACCCACAAUAAAAUACUGCAAGUCUAG